AUGCCUCAGAAAUUGAAGCUCGCAGUGGCCCAAGCCCGAACUCUAUCCUCAACCGUCGACACCCUCCACGCUCUCGAAGAGACAACACGUUCAGCAUCACAAGCCGGCGUCCACCUCGUCUUGUUUCCCGAAGCAUACCUUGGCGGCUAUCCUCGAACAUGCAACUUCGGUGCUUCAGUGGGAGCUAGAGACCCCAUCGGACGCGAACAAUUCCUCCAAUACUUCCAUGCUGCCGUCGAUCUCGGAGACACACCAGUCGGCGCCGGCGACGAUUGGGUGGACAAGAAGCUUCCCCUAGCAAAGGACACAAAAUAUAGGGGAGAUGGGACUCGAGAAGAGCUGGAAAGGAUAGCUCGAGAGACCGGCGUCUUCAUCGUCACCGGUCUAGUCGAGAAAGCUGGAGGCAGCCUAUACUGCGGAGUUGUAUACGUGUGUCCACGAUAUGGAGUGCUCGGAAAGAGGAGGAAGGUUAUGCCAACGGGUUCUGAAAGGCUGAUCUGGGCGCAGGGAAGCCCGAGUACUCUACGCGCCGUCACAACAACAAUUCAAGGAGUCAAGUUGACGCUCGCUGCUGCAAUCUGCUGGGAGAACUACAUGCCACUCCUUAGACACAGUCUCUAUUCUCAAAAUGUCAAUCUGUACCUGGCACCAACAGCAGACGCGCGGGAUACCUGGUUGCCGUUGAUGCAGACGGUGGGAUGCGAGAGCAGGGCAUUCGUGCUGAGUGCUAAUCAAUGUGUCAAGAGAAAGCAUCUACCAUCGUGGGUCCAAGGGAACAGUGCCACUCAACCCAAAAAUGCAACGCCUCAAAGCGCCGAGGCUCCUCAGUCACAUCGUCGGAGAAGGUCUACCGUUACUUUCACGGAGGAUAAGCACGAAAUCUGUUGGCCAAUUGUCGAGAAAGAUACCGAAGGACAAGACGAGACGACCUCUCCAAAGGAGAAUGGCAUUCAUCCCAGCCGUCCGCCGUCAGUCUUUGAGGACGAGUCUGAUGGAGGGCCCCUAGCCAGUCCCCCGGGCUCGAUUUCUUCGAAGAGUCACGCCGCUAAUAAUGACGAUGAAGAGUUCAUUUGCAGAGGUGGGUCGUGCAUCGUGUCACCUCUGGGUGAGGUACUCGCUGGCCCACUCUGGGAAAUCACCGACGGCAAGCUCCUGGCCGUCGAGGCAGACUUCGAGGACUGUGAGCGUGGCCGACUGGACCUUGAUGUUGCGGGGUCUUACUCCAGGAACGACGCUUUCAAGCUCCACGUCGAAGGGCUGGAUCUGAAUCCUCCACCUUGA
Mytilinidion resinicola is the source of this 1281-nucleotide messenger RNA. Its product is annotated as carbon-nitrogen hydrolase. The transcript is spliced from 2 exons. Gene Ontology annotation, molecular function: catalytic activity. The coding region runs from base 1 to 1281 and encodes 426 amino acids. The record is from RefSeq and is a predicted model, not a curated record. NCBI's taxonomy places the organism in Eukaryota, Fungi, Ascomycota, Dothideomycetes, Mytilinidiales, Mytilinidiaceae.